Molecule: messenger RNA, 1203 nt
Organism: Salpingoeca rosetta
Lineage: Eukaryota; Choanoflagellata; Craspedida; Salpingoecidae
Exons: 4
Coding region: 12-1103 (363 amino acids)
Biological process (GO): mannosyl-inositol phosphorylceramide biosynthetic process
Molecular function (GO): mannosyltransferase activity
Source: RefSeq, a predicted model, not a curated record
CGCUGACAACGAUGAAGAAGGCAAACAACAACAAGGCGAACAACAACAUCCACGCCUCGCCAGCGUUGGCGGUGGUUGCGGUGGUGCUGGUGGGUGUGCUGGUCGCUGGGGUCGGGUGGUAUGUGGAGAGGUCGGUGCAACGGCUGGAAGAGAGCAACACGGAAUUGCACAAGCGAGUGGCAGCUUUGGAGACUGCGCUGCACGCGACCCGGGCCGACCUGAACCAAGUGCGGCAAGCCACAGCAUCGUCUUCGGCGACGGUGUCACAGGGAGCGGCUUCGUCUAAUUCUCAGGAUGCGACAGGAGUCGCGUCAGCUGACACGCAAGACGACGGCGGCGCUGCUGGCUCUUUCUCCCUUGGAACCACCACCAUCCACUUCAUCUUUGGGCUCUGGGACGACGGCGAGAUGCCCCAGCACUUUAAAGACACUGUGGCUGCAUGGAAGAGGGUGAAUCCUGCGUGGAACGUCAAGGUGUGGGACGCCAAGGAGGUCAAGGAGCUGUGGCGCUCCCAUUUCAAGGACUAUCGCCACAUCUGGAAGAAGGCGCUGCCCAUCCAACGCGCAGACAUUGCGCGGCUUAUGAUCUUGCUCGUGUACGGCGGGCUGUAUGCGGACCUUGACUGCGUGCCGAGCAAGCCCGUCGACGACGUGUUUGACCAGGCCGGCUUUCGCUUCGUUGUGCACGAUGCCAUCGUCUGCUUGGAGGACGACAAGGACCCUGCAAAGAUGGUCCACACCGCACGCUGGCCCAUCCGCAAAGGUGUGCCGGAGUACCAUCGCAGGGUUGCAAACUACGUCAUGUGGGCCAAGCCCGGGGCACAGGUCAUCGCUGAUGCGUUGAAACUGGCCGUUCACCGUGUCGAGACCACAGACAAGUCGUUCUACCACGUCUCCGGUAGACCAGACCUGAACAACCCCUAUGCGAUCAUCUACACCACCGGACCGGAUGUCCUGACAGAGGCCGUGUUCCCCAUCAAGAACGGAGAGCGAACAACACACGAACGAACGAUGGUGAUUGGGGAAGGCAAAUGCUACAUGACCAACAAGGCGACGGGCACGUGGAUUGGAGACAAGCACCCGGCAUGGGGUCAGAAGACUUGACUAUUGUCGUUGAAGUGACGCAGAAACACAUCCCGCGUACCCUUCCUCCCUUCCUCCCUUCCUUCCUCCCUUCCUUCCUUCCUUCCUCCCUUCCUUCCUU